This is a messenger RNA of Strongylocentrotus purpuratus (purple sea urchin), 4823 nucleotides long. Its product is annotated as apoptosis-resistant E3 ubiquitin protein ligase 1. NCBI's taxonomy places the organism in Eukaryota, Metazoa, Echinodermata, Echinoidea, Camarodonta, Strongylocentrotidae. Gene Ontology annotation, biological process: protein polyubiquitination; positive regulation of protein catabolic process; negative regulation of apoptotic process. The record is from RefSeq and is a predicted model, not a curated record. Gene Ontology annotation, molecular function: ubiquitin-protein transferase activity. The coding region runs from base 451 to 3381 and encodes 976 amino acids. The transcript has 18 exons.
AACAUUAGGAAUAUCGGGUGUCUGUAAUGGAAGCUAAAUCUUCGAUCAGGGAUCGCGUCGUCUUGUCUUGGCAAAUAUAUUUUUGCUGGAUUUCUGUGAGUUUAUAGUAUUUUAUAUGAUGCAUGGUUUGGAUUUGAAUAGAUCAUAACCUACCAUAAUACUCAUACCUUGCAUUUUCCUGUAACAAGUGACUUAGUUCUCGAGGAUCAGAUAUUUUAACCGAUUAACUGAGCUGACUGCAUUUCGAAUGUUCGGAUCCUUGCCCUUAUCCAUGGGCUGGUAGCUGAGUACACGGUACCGUGCGAUACGGCGACCGCUAGCUACCCGAGGUCGGCCGAGUAGAACCCCGUCGGCCUCCUUCAACGUCCUGUCGGCUGUAACACAUUCGCUCAUUUCAUUGUGGACUUUAUAAAGUGAUCUUGAUAAGUAAACAACCCGUAAAACAAUACUAUGGCGGAUGAGACAACGACUGUCUUCAAAUAUUUGUCCAGGUUAUUGUUAUGUAUACUGAUAUACGUUGUUCUGAAAACGGCAUUUUCACAGUUAUUUAGUUCUGAGGAAGAAGCCCCUUUUCAAACUUGGUUGAAGGGAAACGAGUUGACACAUCUUGAAAAGCAACUGAGAGACGCUGGCUGUGUGAGUGUAGAAGAGGCAGCCCAAUUGGAUGUUAAUCAGAGGGCCUUACGAAGACUCAAACAACGUGACAAGGAGCAUCUUGAAUCAGCCAUUGAAGAGUUACAAGACCAGCUCUUACUGAAGCAAUGGUUGGAAGAUUAUUCUUCACUUAGUCUAUUACCGAAACUUGAUGAUCUUGACAUCACAGCGUAUAGCGAACUUCAUAAAGUGCUGGACCUUGAUUUAGAUGACAUAACCCAGGACGACGAAGACCCUCUCAAAUCCAUUGCCGUAUACCUUGAACUCAACAACCUACAGAGGGCAGUAGAGAAGCAGAUGGCAUCGGAUCGCCCAUAUGAGCUAGACUUCUCACUGGCAAGGCGCAUGUGGAGCGGGAUCACACAUUUUGUGCAGACAUUUGGCAAUGUCACCCUUGCGACAUUGAUAUGUGCUGUUGGUUUUGCCUGGGUGAAUGGGAACUACCGUACCGCUCAGGCCAGCGGGGUCUCCUCUCGUAGCAGGAAUGCCCCCAUCAUCGACUACAUCACAGGAAGCUUGGUUGACCCAUGCGGGUGCCUGGUGGACUGGGGAUGGGAGGGGUCAGUUCCUGUGGGUGACACCAUGUCUUUCACUAUCAAGUUCUACCAAAGGAACGGCAUGAAGUAUGCGAUCUCUGAUGCAGAUCAGCUAGCCAUUGAGAUCCUGGUCGGUCAGCAGAGAAUGGCCUGCUCCGUAGAAUACAGUGAGACAGACUAUAACUUAGUCAAGUGUGCGUUCACUGUACGUCGGUCGGGACUCUAUAACAUCUCCAUCCGUCUGGGUCCCACUCCUAUCAAGGGAAGCCCCUUCAUUAGAGAGUUCUUGGCCGGUGAUGUGGAUCCUCACAAGACAGGUUUUGUCCAACACAGCUCCACAGUGGUGGUCACACAGGGGCUCCUUCAUGGACUCCAGGUGGAGCCAAGGGAUCAGUUUGGCAAUACAUGCUCUCCGGAGAGAUGGAGCAAGGGGCAUGACGAUGGAGACAAGCGAUGGCAUGGUUUCGAGCUCAAAGUCACAAGGGUCGGAGACCAAGAGUUUGAUUCUUUCAGUCCCCUUUACGACAUAGCCCCGGUGAGGGAGAGUCAGUGUAUUUCGAUGAUCAUAAAAUUGGACUUGGCCGGCUGCUACAAGGCAACUGCAACAUACCACGGUACACAGCUCAUGAAUGGAGAUUUCAACGUCCUUGUGCUGACUGAAACGGACAUUGCAAAGGUGAGCAAGACGAUCAAGAAGAAGCAUGUGGACAGUUGGUACGAAGCAACGUUGCUUGCCACCAACAAGGAGAAGUUGCGCAAGCCCAGGAAGGUCUACUGCUACAUCUCCUCCAAACAGUUCACCAUCAAGGAGUAUUACCUCAUGGUCAUCCCAAAGAGAUUAUUCACUUUCAGGGUGUGCCCAGCAACCAAGUUUCAUUUUGAAGGUGGAGAGGUCGACCAGAGUGUGCCUGUGUUUAGCAUAGAUGACGGAGGGCAGCCUCCCAUCAAGCUCGCAUCCAAGCACAGAGACAUCAUGGCUGCUACCUUCACCAAGUUCCUCCUCAUGAACAUAGGUGGAUCUGAGACAUUUCAAGACAAGCAGAAAUGUUUCUACUCGGAAGUUAUAAAGCAUCAUAACAGGAAAUUAUCAGUCAUUAGCCUUGUCAUUGAUAGACACAACCUUCUAGAAAGUUCGAUGAAAGCCACUAAAAGCCUGUCAACAUCAGAAUGGUGCAAGAAAUUUGAUAUUCACUUUGUGAAUGAAGAAGGUCAAGAUUGGGGAGGUCUGAUGAGAGAAUGGGUCAAUCUCCUCUGCGUCUCUCUCUUUGAUCCCGAGAAUAAACUCUUCAAACGCUUUGAGGACGACAACAAUCAAGCCCUGGUCCAUCCCAACCCAAACCGCCCAUCCUACCUCAGCAAGUUGAAAUACUAUGAGUUUGCAGGGAAGCUGAUUGGCAAGUGUCUGUUCGAGUCAUCCGUUCCCACGGCAACCGCAUCUCAGAUGGUGGUCAAAGCCAGGUUCACUCGCUCCUUCCUUGCACAGCUCAUCGGUCUCAGAGUCACUCAUAAGUAUUUUGAGACAGACGACUCUGAAUUCUUCACCACCAAGGUGAGGUAUAUCCGAGAUAAUGAAGUGGAAUCCAUGGAACUGAACUUCUCUGAGGAGGUCUAUGAUUCAGAAGGACACCUUGAACAGGUUGUAGAGCUGUUACCCGGUGGCUCAAGUCUCCAAGUAACAGAAGACAACAAGAUGCAAUACCUUGAUCUCCUAGCCCAGUAUAGACUCUCAACAUCGGUCCAGGAGGAAAUUGAUGCAUUCCUCAAAGGUUUAAAUGAUCUGAUUCCAGACAACCUACUGAGUAUGUUUGAUGAGAAUGAGUUAGAGUUGCUCAUCUGUGGAACAUGUUGCUUUGACCUGGCUGACCUCAAGGCUCAUCAUAUCCUGGCUGGGGCUGGACCUCAGUUCAGAAAGAUGAUAGAGUGGUUCUGGAUUGUGAUAGCUAGCUUCACCCAGGAGGAGAUGUCUCGCUUGCUUCAGUUCACCACCGGCUGCUCCCAGCUUCCCCCGGGAGGCUUUGCUGAACUCAGACCCAAGUUCCAGCUGGUAGCUGCCCCAACCCACGGUAUCCUCCCAACAGCUCAUACAUGUUUCAACCAGCUGUGCUUGCCUACUUACGACACCAUCGAACAUCUUCAGAAGUCCAUUGUAUUAGCCAUCACUGAAGGGAACGUGGGCUUCGGAAUGGCAUAACCAAUAGGUCAAAGGUCACAAAAUGAUCUGCUCAGUUGCCGUGCAAUGAUGGUAGGGAGAACAGUCCAGUGCAAUCAUUACAUACAGAAUACAUAUAUAUAUAUUUAACAGAUUUGGCUGAUUUUAUUUGAUUCAUUAAUUUUUUAUCGAAUAGUUGAUAAUUAAACGGUUGAAAUUUUUAUCUUGCCUCGUGUUUGCAUGAAAUUCUGAGCAGAUAUUGAACCAUGUUCGCAAAGGCUGCCAUAAAGUUCAUCAAUUAAACCACUGCUGGAAUUGAAUUUUUUUUCAUGUGUAUAAAGUGAAUGGUAAGUGGAGUAAAAGAAAAAUGGCAAUGCUCAAAGGCUGCUAUCUGUAAUCGGAUUUAUAUGUUCUGAUAUAUACAGACUUGUGAUGCAUGGUACGCAGGUGUGAUGUCAUUUAUCUGCAGCAGGUUUUUUUUAAAGACUUUUCAGGGCAUCAUGACUGCCAGGACGGGGCUUUAUAUAGUAAGAAUGAAAGAAACAGGAAUAUAAGCUACUCCAGAUGUGUGCUAAUUGCUUAUUAAGAUGAUUUAAAAAAAGAUUCAGAUUGAUUUAAGAAAGAGAGAAAGGGACAUUUAUUGUGCAAGAAUUUCUGCAACUCCAUAUCCAUUCAAAUCAUCUCAUGUCUAUAAUACACAGUAUACACUUUGCAGUGUUUUCUAUGGAUGUUUUAGUAUGCUUUUACACGCAUAGGAUACAAAAGAUAUUCGUGGAGACCAUUGAUAAAAGUCUUGCAGUACGUUUUGAAACAAUUUUGGUUUUGUAUCUUGAGUUGAAUGUAUCCAACCAUGUCAUACUGUCGACCCAUAUUCACAGAGCUUGCUUAAUGAAGUCCACUUAUUUAUGGACUGCUAAGUGUUCCACUUACUAAUAUUUGAAACAAAAUUAAUAAAUGAAAUUAAAAUAAGAAAUAUGUUUCAUAAUGACAGGAUUGGGGUGGGAGAUAGAGGGGUCAACAAUCAACAGACUCCUCUAGUCUACGCGCUAAAAGUCAAGGUUUAAAGCUGGAUAAGUUUGGUGUGCUGUUCAUGAAUAUCAGACAAACAAACAAUUCUUUUCUAAAAAACUUGUUCAGUCAGUAAUGAUGGAAAUAUCAUUUGUUUCUAAAAAUGAGCUUUGUUUAUCUACAUUUCAUUCAAUUCAGGUUUAUUCAAUUUGACACCGUUCAUUACUAUGCGUUAUGUAUGUUUUUGCCUAUGCAACUUCAAAGAGCAGGAUCAAGUCAUUUUAUGCAUGCUUUAUACGGUACCCUUGUUAUGUAUCUGUUUCUGUUUUAUUUUACCCGUGGCUGAACGUCUUUUUAUUCAUUGUGUAUCAUAUGUACCUUGCUUCUAUGUUCUAGAUUGUUUGUAUUGCUUUCUUGACUUUUAGUUCUUGAUAGAGUGAUGUCGUGUGGAUACAAAACAUGAUGACAAUACAAUG